UUAGCGUUUCUGUCCUUGGUCGAAUCUCUCAUUGGCUGACGUCGUCCUCUUGCCAAGAAUCCAGCGCUUAGAUUGGCUGCUUGCUCUUGCCAGCUGUACUUCAAAGAACGCGCUCUCUACAACUAGGUAGUGUAGGAGCUCCGAGCCAAAGAGAGAAAUCGUGUGACCACGGAAAAGCAAAGUGUCUGAGUCGAAUUGGAAAAGUACACUAUUGUAGAAUUGUGACCAAUUCAACAUAGCAAAGACCCUGGAUAUGGCUACGUCUAUACUUGGGGAAGAACCACGAUUUGGAACUACACCUCUAGCUAUGCUGGCUGCUACUUGUAACAAAAUUGGCAAUACCAGUCCCCUUACCACUCUACCUGAUUCCAGUGCUUUUUCAAAAGGCGGAUUUCAUCCUUGGAAAAGAUCCUCCUCUAGUUGCAACUUGGGAUCCAGUCUCCCUGGAUUCACUGUAGCAACAAGCCGCGGAUCGACCGGACUAACAUCAACUACUGGCACAGGCAACAGCGCGUUCUGCUUAGCCUCCACCUCCCCGACCACAUCUGCGUUUUCCACAGAGUACAGCAGUCUGUUUUCCAACUCAGCAAGCAUUUCGUCUCAAGAGUCUGGGCAAUCAGCCUUCAUUUCCAAAGUCCACACAUCAGCAGAAACCUUGUACCCGAGGGUAGGGAUGGCACAUCCGUAUGAGUCGUGGUACAAGUCUGGUUUCCAUUCAACCAUCUCGGGCGAUGUUACUAAUGGGGCGUCCGCGUGGUGGGACGUUCAUACCAACCCUGGCUCAUGGCUCGAGGUCCAAAACCCUGCAAGCUCGCUGCAGACCUCCCUGCAUUCCGGGACCCCCCAAGCCAUACACUCUCAGCUCAGUGGCUAUAACCCUGACUUCUCCACUUUGACACACUCGGCAUUCAGCUCAACCGGUAUAAGUCCCACGGCAUCGCAUCUUCUAUCAACCAGCCAACACCUGUUAACACAAGAAGGAUUCAAAACAGUCAUUCCAACAUACACGGACGCCUCUGCCGCCAACGCUAUGAUUUCAGGUUCCAGUUCUGGUUCCUCAAGGUCAUCCAGGAGGUACUCUGGCAGAGCCACGUGCGACUGUCCGAACUGUCAGGAGGCUGAGCGGCUGGGGCCUGCGGGGGCCAGCCUCCGGAGGAAAGGACUUCACAGUUGUCACAUUCCAGGCUGCGGUAAGGUGUAUGGCAAAACCUCUCACCUUAAAGCCCAUUUGAGAUGGCAUACUGGCGAGCGGCCAUUUGUCUGCAAUUGGCUUUUUUGUGGCAAAAGAUUUACAAGAUCAGAUGAACUUCAGAGACACCUCCGUACCCACACCGGCGAGAAAAGGUUUGCUUGCCCAGUAUGCAACAAGCGCUUUAUGAGGAGCGACCAUUUGAGCAAGCACAUUAAAACCCACACUGCCGGUGGUGGUGAAGGCAAAAAGGGAAGCGACAGUGACACCGACACCAGUAACCUGGAGACCCCCAGGUCCGAGUCCCCAGAACUCAUUUUAGACGGGGUAAACCCCAGAAUCAAGGAUCCAUCUCCUCAUGACGAGCACUGAAUGGCUGUUAUUUGAAUGACCUUGAAACUAACUUUAUAAAGCAAAUGACCAGUAGGUUAUCAAAACUGGUACAUGUAUUAAAACGGGUCUGGGUUUGAGAGAUAGUAUUGGAGGAAAAUACGAUUUUACGCAAAGCAUUUGAAAACAAAAAAUAAUUCAAACUUAACACCAUAUUGAUUAUGUUCAACUCGUUAUUCACCAUCAAACGAAAAGCAGAAUUAUUCUAUAUUAUGUGAAAAUGACAUAACUAUAAAGCUGUCAACUUAAAAAUGAACCGCGGGGUACUUUUUACGAUCAGUGCUUAAAAGGGGCGAGCUAACCCAAAUGAACUUGGUUGGCCCAUGUGAGUCGCCAUCAUAUUGUACAUAUUGACAACAAACAAUGUGUUAUUUUCAUGUAAAUGUGAAUUAUGAUUGUUUUAUUCGUGUUUGGGAUCCUGAAAUUCAGGGAGUUUACUUUCAACGCACUUUGUGGAUAUGUAUGUACACAGCUUUUUAAAUUCAGUUAACCAUUUCAUUUCUUUGCUAAAAAAAUAUAUAAAUGUUUACUUGUAUAAAGUCA
Molecule: messenger RNA, 2122 nt
Organism: Oncorhynchus keta (chum salmon)
Lineage: Eukaryota; Metazoa; Chordata; Actinopteri; Salmoniformes; Salmonidae
Product: transcription factor Sp9
Exons: 2
Coding region: 254-1561 (435 amino acids)
Biological process (GO): regulation of transcription by RNA polymerase II
Molecular function (GO): RNA polymerase II cis-regulatory region sequence-specific DNA binding; DNA-binding transcription factor activity, RNA polymerase II-specific
Source: RefSeq, a predicted model, not a curated record